GACUUUUAAAAGUUAGUUAAUCUUUAACAAUUACUAUUACUACGGUACGUUAUGAAAUUAAUCAUAAACAUUGUACCUAAUUUAGCUACAAAAGAAUACUAUAAUUCAAGGUAGGUUGUUAUGCGAUUGAGAUUUUACUUCUACACAAACAAUCAUGGAGAAACGGACAAUUCUAUGGUACAUGACUUUCUGGGGAUUUGCUAUUAAUUACAUGUUUCGAAUGAAUAUUAAUAUAGCCAUCGUUUCAAUGAUUAAACAUUCAAUAUCGAAAACUAAUGUUACGAUUAUAUAUGAGUGUCUUAGGCACACCGAAUCGUUGAAGUUAAACAAUACUGUUGCACAAAUAUCUUCAGUGGAUCUAAAUGAUAAUAAAUUUGAAUGGGACGAAUAUCAGCAAAAUUCAGUGCUGGGUGCAUUUUUCACAUUACAUGUAAUCAUGCAAAUACCAGGUGGAGUUUUGGCACAACGUUAUGGUACAAAAACCGUUUUUGGUAUCAGCAACGGUGUGGCAGCGGUAUUGUCCUUUGCCGUACCUGCAUCUGCAAAAUUCAACUAUAAAGCACUUGUGCUUAUUAGAAUUAUUCAAGGAUUUAUAUCCGGUGCUGCGUGGCCUUCAAUGCAUACAAUGACCGCUAAUUGGAUACCACCACACGAGAGAAGUCGAUUUGUUUCAGCAUACCUAGGAAGUUCGGUCGGUACAGCAGUAACAUAUAUUAUGUGUGGAUAUCUUAUCGCUUCGUUUGGUUGGGAGAGUGUAUUUUAUGUUAGCGGAGGACUAGGUCUAUUGUGGGCUAUUUGUUGGAUUUUACUAGUCUAUGAUACUCCUGCCAAACAUCCAACUAUCAGUAUUAAAGAAAGAACAUACAUAGAAAAUUGCCUUGGUAAAACCAUAGAAACUAGAUCAAAACCGUUAUCGAUACCUUGGAAAUUAUUACUUUCAUCCAAAGUACUGUGGAUUAAUUUAGUCACUCAAGCUGGAGGUAUCUGGGGUUUAUUUACACUUGCAGCUCAAGCUCCAUCAUAUUUUAACUUUGUCUUAGGUUUAAAUAUAAAACAGACAGGUUUAUGGUCGGGAUUGCCUCAUUUUGUACGAUGGGUGUUUGCUUUUGGAUAUAGUAUGAUAAGUGAUCGUUUAGUGAAAUCUCAAAAAAUGUCUAUGACCAAUGUACGAAAGUUGGCGACAUGCUUUUGUAAUAUUUUACAAGGGUUUUUCAUUUUGGGUCUUUGCUAUUCUGGAUGUAAUUCAUUGGUUGCAAUAAUCAUGCUUUUUAGCGCGACUGCCGUAAACGGUGCAGUAUCUUCUGGGCCACUUGCUGCAGUAGUGGACAUUGCUCCUAACUAUGCAGGAGUGGUUCUAGGAAUUAUUGGAACUGUUGGCUCUACUUCUGGAUUCAUUUCACCCUUAAUUGUUGGUUAUUUUACCUUACAUCAGCAAACAUUGAGUCAAUGGUGUAAAGUAUUUCAUUUGUCUGGAGCAAUAUGCAUAGGUACUGGAUUAAUUUACAUAUUUUUCGGAACAUCAGAUAUACAAAAAUUUAAUACAUACGAUGAUUCAAUUUCAAAUGAAAAAGAAUUGAAAUUAAUCGUUAAGAAACCUAAUAAUUCUCCAAUUUGGAUACAUAGGUUUUUGGUUUUAUGUAAAAGUCUAAAUUUAUUAGUUGAUUUAUUUUUACAUUGUUCAUGUAUAACAGAUAAGUGUUAUUCUUAGUAAUCUAAAUAAUCUAAAUAUAUGACAUUUUUAUUUGAGGAUAGACAUUAAAUAUAAUAAUAAGUAAACUUUAUUAUUUGAUUUAUUAUAUAACAUGAAGUUGUGUUCUUUAAUAAUUGUUAAUUAUACAAAUAUAAAUAAUUAUUAAAUAUAAAUGUAUCUAUUACCAUUUACCAGUGCUACUUGUAUUUAAAAUUACUUAAAAAAUAAUUGUAAUUAUGUUGGCCAUUAUUAUUAAUAAAAAAUUAAUGUUCAAGAUAAAUCUAAUUAUAACAUAAAUUAUUGUACAACCACUAUAUAUUGAUUUAUUUUAUUAUAUGAAUAAUUACUUUAAUUUUUGUUGUCAACAUAAAAUUAAGAUAGGCCGUAUGAUAUGAGUAAAAUAUAAGGCCACCGAUAUAUCCUCUGUGAUAUGGCCUCCUAAGUAAAAAUCCUA
Molecule: messenger RNA, 2144 nt
Organism: Aphis gossypii (cotton aphid)
Lineage: Eukaryota; Metazoa; Arthropoda; Insecta; Hemiptera; Aphididae
Product: sialin-like
Exons: 11
Coding region: 155-1708 (517 amino acids)
Biological process (GO): monoatomic anion transport; transmembrane transport
Cellular component (GO): plasma membrane
Molecular function (GO): transmembrane transporter activity
Source: RefSeq, a predicted model, not a curated record